This is a messenger RNA of Pleurotus ostreatus (oyster mushroom), 1389 nucleotides long. RefSeq lists its product as uncharacterized. The record is from RefSeq and is a predicted model, not a curated record. The coding region runs from base 1 to 1389 and encodes 462 amino acids. The transcript has 4 exons. Lineage: Eukaryota; Fungi; Basidiomycota; Agaricomycetes; Agaricales; Pleurotaceae.
AUGAGUGCGCGACAGCAAUUCUUCCCUAGGCCCGCAUCCCGGGCAACACAUGUCAACAACGACGAGAAUAACUCAGCCCCAUCGAAGCAAUUCCAGCCUGACCCUACGAAUCCUUUGAAUCAAAAGUCCUCGGCUACGGGCUCGUCCACCGGCAGUAGCAUACCGAAUCCGCAAACGAAGCAUCAUAACCCGGAGCCAAAGCAACUGAAUCUUUCUAGUCUCAGAAAGCCACGUCUCGGUCUCUCCUCUGCCAACGGAUCGGCCCAAGGCGCGCAGAAUCAAGAUAUGGGUAGUCCACAGAUUAACGAACGCGGCCAAAAUCCGACCGGUUUCAAGGCUCGGGGCUCUUUAAAACAGCAGAUAAAUAUCGCUUCUCCUACCCCACAUCCUCUCAGGGAUGUCUCGCAGCUCCUGGCUACAUCUUCGCCGAAUGGGACCUUCGGUGUAAAUACCUCGUUCUCGGAAUCUAGCUUCAGGAUGCCUGUUUUACCGCCUGCUGCAACGGACGCUAUUCCCGCUAGCUUUCAGGCCAAUUCCGGGAAGGCUAUAUCUCAAGAUGCCGCGCAUACAUCUACGCAAUUUUCUGCCGAGGCCAGCUUUACCUCCCCUACUUCCUCUCUGGAUAUACCAAACCCACGCGGCGGAGAUAUGCUUAUCGACGAACUUUCUGAAUCUACGAAUGACCAUAGCGCAUUCAAUCUCAGCCUCCCCUUUGGUGACUAUAGUGGGCCCCAGCGCGUCCUACUUGAAGAAGACGGACUCCAAGAUUCUGCACGACUUCCGGAUUCGAGAAAAGGUUCAAUGAGGAAACAGAAACCCACUACCAAGCGUUCUAGAGCUGAUUUUGAAGAUUCCGUGCGUGAAGGGGUUUCGCAUGGCCGGGCCAAACAUCUUAGACCAGAGCAAGCAUAUACGCAUGAGAGAGAAUCACUUGAGCGCGAUGAUCUCCACGAACAGUACCACCCCGUGGCAUCGACACCAGCGCAAAGUGGAAACGCACCCCUCCCCAGGAUGAACACCCUGGACAAACUCCUCGGACUCGAUGUUGAUCAGUACAUCGAAAGUCACUUAGAGAAGUACGAAGAAGCAAGAGAGAAGUGGAAAACGUGCUCCAUGGAUGAAUGGACUGCGGGGGCUGACGGUAUGGUUAUGAGUAUUACGGAACUCACGACACCCUUACCAGAACAUCAUCAUUUCAUAGAACUCACGCAUAGGUUUGGGCAGGUUCUUGACUUUGUCAAAGACCACAUGACCACGAAGAUGAAGCUUUUCGCAACGAUGAACCAAAAGAUUGACGAGCAUAAUACUGUUUUAGAUGAACGCAGCAAGUCCCUGGUGCUUGCAAAGGAUCAGCUAGUCAAAGAUAGCGGGACGGUGCUUGGGCGGUGA